This is a messenger RNA of Carica papaya (papaya), 997 nucleotides long. Lineage: Eukaryota; Viridiplantae; Streptophyta; Magnoliopsida; Brassicales; Caricaceae. The record is from RefSeq and is a predicted model, not a curated record.
CGCCAUGAGAACCAAACCUAAACACGCCGAGGAUCAGAACACCAACGCUCUCUGGAACUGGGGAGGAAACAAGAAGAAGAUCAGGAAAAGAAUUGAGUUCCCGGUCAACGAAUUUCUCAGCGACGUGAAAGAAAACACAUUAGGACCUGGAGGUGGCAUAGGGCUUGGUUGCGGCGCCGGGUUAGGUUUCGGCAUCGUCGGCGGUGCUGGAUACGGCGGCUGGCCUUGGUCUUGGAACCACUUGAAACUAGUUUUCGGCUUCGGAAUUGGCUGCGGUGUUGGUUUCGGACUCGGAUAUGGGCAAGGAAUCGGUGUCUGUGUAGGGAUUCAUGAUUCUGAAUCAAACCUCUGUAACUAUCUUGGUAAGAAUUGAUUACUUGCGAAGAUCGAUCUGUUUGCAUUAGCAAAUGCUGCAAUGGCGGAAUCAUCGUCUGCUGCAAUGGCGGAAUCAUCGUCUGCUGCAAUGGCGGAAUCAUAGUCUGCUGCAUUGUCUGUGCAUAGUAGCUCAUCAAUGGAUUAACAUUGUCAAGCAUCAUCAUUGUGCUGUUUAUCCCUUGCAUCCAGGGAGGAUCGAAACAAAUUGCAGGCGAGUAAGGCAUCAUUGUUGUGUUCUGCCGCAAACUCUGAUUGUAAUCAUUGAAAGGUAGCAUCUGUUGGUACGGAAACUGAACAUCAAUCGGUCGAACUUCUUCAGGAACUACCGCAGGAAAAUUCAUGUUGUUGAUUAUCCCCUCAGUCAUAGCUGGUAGAUACUGACAUCCUCCAAUUCCUUGUGUGUUAUAACUAACAAGCUCGGACGCCUUUUUCUCAUUGAUUCUAUUCCGAACCACAUCAAGCUUACUGUCGAGUUUGCUAAGAAUUAUCACGAGUUGAUUUCGUGAUAAGCUAUCGAAUCUUUCAUCCCAUAUCGGAUACUUAUCUGAGGUUGUUCCCUUCUGAAGUUGCUGAAGCUCCUGAUCGAUUCUUCUUGUUUUUUCGGUGAAAAAACCCGGGAGAU